Messenger RNA from Lampris incognitus (smalleye Pacific opah), 2177 nucleotides. RefSeq names its product neural proliferation, differentiation and control, 1b (gene npdc1b). NCBI's taxonomy places the organism in Eukaryota, Metazoa, Chordata, Actinopteri, Lampriformes, Lampridae. The coding region runs from base 247 to 1167 and encodes 306 amino acids. The transcript has 9 exons. The record is from RefSeq and is a predicted model, not a curated record. Gene Ontology annotation, cellular component: membrane.
CCGGGCAUCCUGCGCAAAAAUAUCAAGACGCGUCCUCCAGCGGCUGUUGGGGAUGUUUUUUGUAAAGUCUUUUAUCGUCUCUACCGUCAUAUCCAGACGGUGACAACUGUUCUCUACCGUGUUUUAUGUUUUGUCUUUUGUUUUGUUUUGUUUUGGGUUUUUUUUAAACUAAUUGACCUUAAACACGGGUAUGUGGGAAUGAGCUGCACCGACUCGCCACCUUGUUUAGUAUAACCAUCCGUCAGCAUGCUGUCUUCACGAAGAGCGGCCGGACAGCGACCGUGGGCCCUACUUCUACCAGUACUCUUUAUCUUAACACGCCACGUCGAAGAUGGCACCUGUUCGACAGACUCUCAUUCAUGCCCUCGAAGUCUGGAUUGUGCCCAGGCAGGACGCCACUUCUGCCAGCCAGGGAGCUCGAUUUGUGGCCCCUGUCUCUGGCCCCUGGUAGAAAACUCACAAGGCAGAUGCAAGAAGAGACAUAUUCCUCAUUAUGGUAAGAUGACCACGUACCCACAGCUGGACCAGGAGAUAGACUUCUUGUCCACCAUCAUCAGUGAACAGCGUGAAACAGAGUCCAGACUACCAGCUCUGCUUGCUAACCCCAAAGAGGAAGAGCUUCAUGUAGCACAACCCAGCCACAAGCCAACCACAGAGCAGCCAAUGAUUCAGAGUGCCCUGUCCACCACCACAAACCACACGCCAGCCAUUUUUAGCGACCCCAUGAUCAUUCCCUACCCCUCUAGCGAUCAUUUUUUCAUCAUCCUCAGCAGCGUGUUUGCUGGAGCAGGGUCUUUGGCUCUGGUUGUCGCUGGAGUCUGCUGGGUCAGACUCCAGAGGGAUGUCCGUCUGUCUCAAAAGGUGGAUUACCCCGCAUAUGGCUUGAUGAAAGCGCACUCGUUUGACAGCAGUGUGCCUGGAGAUAAGAAACUGGCCCGCAGUGCUCAGAUGUACCACUAUCAACACCAGAAGCAACAGAUGCUUUCCUUGGAAAGACACAGGGACCAGUCAAAGGUUCCUGACUCAGGGGCGACGUCGGAUGAGGAGAACGAGGAUGGAGACUUCACCGUCUACGAGUGCCCUGGACUGGCCCCUACGGGGGAAAUGGAGGUGAGGAACCCUUUGUUUGACGACUCCACGCUCUAUCUGCAGAGGUCUCGCAAGUGACCAGGACAUUGUGACUUUCACAAACACAUUGCAAAGAUAGAAAUGUUCUCACUCACACACACACAUACACAAACACAACACACACAGUUCAGGUUUGUCUAACCCCUCUGAGCAGCCCUCACACAACACACACAUAUCACCUAGCCUGGGGCACAUGUCUGUGUGAAAACAGGAUGUGGUUAAGAUGGAGCAUGCAAGGAGGAAGUGGAGGUGUUAGGUGCCCUUGAUAUUAGAUGACGUCGCUGGACUGAGCGAUGCAGCGGGGCGUAUCUCCUUUCAGAGAGGGAGUUUGAGAUCCAGGGACCAACGUCUGCCGUUCUCACGGUGGCUUCAUUUCCUGCUCCCCUGAUUACAGCCGCAUCUUUUCGCUUGUCUUUAUCUGUUCUCUCGAUGCUACUUUUUAGUAGACCGCUUUCACUAAAUGGCAUUCUGCCAUAACAAACAGUGGCGUUUAAAAGCGUACAUGUAGACAGCGAUGUUAAGACAAGAUCUGAAUCAUGUGGCUGGACUCUGGAACAGUGAAGAGUAACAGGAAGGGCAUAGUGCAACUGUUUUGCCAAUGAAACCAGAGUUAUUAUACUUUUUCAGUAUGCAUCCAUAGAUUGUAUAUUAUUGUUGUUGUUAUUAUUAUUAUUAUUAUUAUUAUUAUUACACCUGGAAUUAAAGCCUUUUUUUAAUAUGAAUUUUACCACUUCAUUUUGAUGUAGUGUUCAGCAGAAUCACCAUUGAAAACAGAAAACCAGUCGUUGCAGAAAAUGUACUACGAAUGGAAACCAAUGACUGUUGUGUAAGAGUGCAAAAUGCCCUUUAUAAUUUGAGGUUGCCACUGCAUUAAAAUCCAACUUGCACAUUUCAAAACACCUGAAGCCAACUAAAGAGAUUCUAAUUAAAUUGUUUUAACAAAGAUUUCAGUGAAAAUGCUUGUGUUGCAUUAGUGUGUCAGUGUGCAGACAUACAAUGACAACAAAGGACACAUAAAAAAAAGGUUUCAGAGCUUAUAUGGUUCACAU